AUGUUAAAGGGAAAGACGCAAAAAGAAUUACUUCAAUUGUCGAAGCAAAUCGUACAACCUUUGUUGCCUACAUUUCAUAAAGGGCAAGCCGGAAAAAUUGCAGUAAUUGGGGGAUCAGAGGAUUAUACUGGUGCUCCAUUCUUUUCAUGUCACUCUGCUGCUUUAAUUGGUAGUGAUAUGAAUCAUAUCGUCUGCGAAAAACUAGCAGCUCCGGUUAUUAAGCUGUAUAGCCCUGAUUUGAUGGUUCAUCCUUAUCUUUAUCAGUUGACAAAUCCAGAGAUUGCAUCUAUCUUGACCGAUGCAGAGAUCGACGAAAUGCUUAAGUUAUCUCCAGACGAUUUGUUGAAGCAAAAGAAUCCUAAAUUGAAUGGAAUAAUAGAUGACAAGGUGAUGCCGAAAGUAACCCUGUUAUUGAAUCGUAUAGAUUUAGUGAUUAUCGGUCCUGGCUUUGGAAGAGAUCCAUUAAUGAUGAAAUCGCUUAUUAGAAUAAUUGAGGAAUUAAGAGUUCUAAACAAACCAAUGAUACUUGAUGCAGAUUCUCUAUUCUUGCUAUCGCUCAAACCUCUGUUGAUUCAGAACUAUUCAAAUGCAAUUAUCACUCCAAAUGUGGUAGAGUUUGACAGAUUAGCUAAAGCAUUUAACAUUAAGAACUCUAUAUCAGAGACUGACCUUGAAAAGCUACUCAAAGCUACUACUGAGCUUUCCAAAAAGCUAGGCGACGUCGUUAUUGUCAGAAAAGGAGCUCAAGAUUUAAUAGUGAAACUGGACCAGUAUCUUGUAAGUGAUUUGGCAGGUUCAUGGAAACGAGUUGGAGGUCAAGGUGACACCCUUACUGGUACUUUAGCAGCCAUGGUAAAUUGGUCCAACAACUAUGACACCGAUCUUUGGGAAAUUAAAGAUAAAAAGUUUAGUCCUGAAGAAUCUACAUUAUUGGCCUGUUUCGCAGCCUCGGCUAUUGUUAAGAUGUCAAGUUUGAAGGCUUUUAAAAAGUAUGGAAGAUCAAUGCAAACUUCCAAUCUACAUGAAUUCUUGAAUGAAUCAUAUAAUGACGUUUAUGAAACCGGUGAUUUUGUAAAGCUUUUGAAACUAUAA
This is a messenger RNA of Priceomyces carsonii, 1092 nucleotides long. RefSeq names its product NADHX dehydratase. Gene Ontology annotation, molecular function: ATP-dependent NAD(P)H-hydrate dehydratase activity. Gene Ontology annotation, biological process: metabolite repair. The transcript has a single exon. NCBI's taxonomy places the organism in Eukaryota, Fungi, Ascomycota, Pichiomycetes, Serinales, Debaryomycetaceae. The coding region runs from base 1 to 1092 and encodes 363 amino acids. The record is from RefSeq and is a predicted model, not a curated record.